Pipra filicauda (Wire-tailed manakin) is the source of this 4354-nucleotide messenger RNA. RefSeq names its product formin binding protein 1 like (gene FNBP1L). The record is from RefSeq and is a predicted model, not a curated record. The coding region runs from base 192 to 2009 and encodes 605 amino acids. The transcript is spliced from 17 exons. Gene Ontology annotation, molecular function: protein binding. Gene Ontology annotation, biological process: signal transduction. NCBI's taxonomy places the organism in Eukaryota, Metazoa, Chordata, Aves, Passeriformes, Pipridae.
CCAGUCUCCUCCGCGGCUCCCUCUCCCGAGCCAGGCGGAGCUGGAGCUUGGAGCGACGUCGUUCUUCGCCGCUGCUGCCUCUUCGCACUGACCGAGGGCACCGGCGCUGCCCGGGGGGGACUCUUUCUCCGGCCGCCGCCCGACGCCUCAUCCCUGCCUGUGCCGAAGCCGGCACUGCCCGCGGAGCAGCCAUGAGCUGGGGCACGGAGCUGUGGGAUCAGUUCGAUAACUUGGACAAGCAUACGCAGUGGGGCAUUGACUUCUUGGAGAAAUAUGCAAAAUUUGUGAAAGAAAGGAUAGAAAUUGAGCAAAACUAUGCAAAACAACUGAGGAAUCUCGUUAAGAAGUACUGUCCUAAACGUUCACCAAAGGAUGAAGAACCCAGGUUUACUUCGUGUAUUGCCUUUUUUAACAUCCUGAAUGAGUUGAAUGACUACGCAGGACAACGAGAAGUAGUUGCAGAAGAAAUGGGACACAGAGUGUAUGGAGAAUUGAUGAGAUAUUCUCAUGAUCUAAAAACUGAGAGAAAAAUGCAUCUUCAGGAAGGGCGAAAGGCUCAGCAGUAUCUGGACAUGUGCUGGAAACAGAUGGAUAAUAGCAAAAAGAAAUUUGAGAGAGAAUGCAGAGAGGCAGAGAAGGCACAGCAAAGCUAUGAACGACUGGACAAUGACACUAAUGCGACAAAGGCUGAUGUUGAGAAGGCCAAGCAACAAUUAAACCUGCGCACACAUAUGGCUGAUGAAAACAAAAAUGAAUAUGCUGCACAACUACAGAACUUUAAUGGGGAACAGCACAAACACUACUACAUUGUCAUUCCUCAGAUUUAUAAGCAACUUCAAGAAAUGGAUGAAAGAAGGACUAUCAAACUUAGUGAAUGUUACAAAGGCUUUGCUGACUCUGAGCGCAAAGUUAUUCCAAUAAUCUCUAAAUGUUUAGAAGGGAUGAUCCUUGCAGCAAAGUCAGUUGAUGAACACAGAGACUCUCAACUAGUGAUAGACUGCUUCAAAUCUGGUUUUGAACCUCCUGGAGAUUUUCCAUUUGAAGACUACAGUCAGAAUAUUUACAGAACUAUCUCUGAUGGAACCAUCAGUACACCAAAGCAGGAAGGAAUGAGAAUUGAUUCAAAAACUACAGUCGGCAAGGCUAAAGGAAAGCUGUGGCUGUUUGGAAAGAAACCAAAGCCACAAUCCCCACCCCUAACCCCUACUAGUUUAUACACAUCCAGUACUCCUAAUGGGUCCCAGUAUCCCAUAUUCUCCAUUGAACCAGUGCAUUAUUGCAUGAGUGACAUAAAAACAGGGAAGCCCAGAAUUCCUUCUUUCAGAAGCCUCAAAAGAGGGUGGUCGGUGAAGAUGGGCCCUGCACUAGAAGACUUCAGCCAUCUCCCUCCAGAACAAAGACGCAAGAAACUGCAACAGAGGAUUGAUGAACUUAACAGAGAGCUACAGAAGGAAACAGACCAAAAAGAUGCCCUCAUCAAAAUGAAGGAUGUUUAUGAGAAAAAUCCCCAAAUGGGUGAUCCAAGCAGUUUGCAACCAAAAUUAACUGAGACCAUGAGCAACAUGGACCGUCUUCGGAUGGAAAUACAUAAAAAUGAGGCCUGGCUUUCUGAAGUUGAAGGUAAAGUGGCAGCCAGAAGCGACAGGCGGCACAGCAGCGAUAUCAACCACCUUGUAACACAGGGCCGAGAGAGCCCUGAAGGGAGCUACACGGAUGAUGCAAAUCAGGAAGUUCGCAGUCCACCACAGCAACACACUCAUCCAAAUGAGUUUGAUGAUGAGUUUGAAGAUGAUGAUCCAUUACCAGCUAUAGGACAUUGCAAGGCUAUAUAUCCAUUUGAUGGUCAUAAUGAAGGCACUCUAGCAAUGAAAGAAGGGGAAAUCUUGUACAUUAUUGAGGAGGACAAAGGAGAUGGGUGGACAAGAGCUCGAAGACAUAAUGGAGAGGAAGGCUAUGUGCCAACAUCAUAUAUAGAUGUAACGCUAGAGAAAAACAGCAAAGGUUCCUGAAGCGGGUUUCUGAGAAAAUGGGCGAGAUCUUGAAGGAGGUUACAUGCAGCUGCUGGGGGGGAGGGGGUGGGGAGGGGAGGGGUACUAGACUGGGAGGCCCAAGGGUAAAAGCUAGUUGCAUGAAUGCAUGCAGACAUACAUUUAGUCACUAACAUCUUAGCAUCUCCAUAUAUAGGUAAGGAUGUAUUACACAAUCUUGAAUUUGUGCAGGAAAACAGAGUUCCAUUACCAGAGUAAAAAGGCUACUGCUCCUAAAAUUGCUUUAUUUUCAUUGUUCUAGGUUGUUCCAGGUGCACAAACUAUAUUUUAGCUUGUGCAAUGUUUUGAUUUCUCAGUUAUGCUCUUUUCCAACUCAUUUUAAUUGGCAGUCACUUAGAACCAUGUCAGUUAUCAGUCUGCCUGUGCCACCUCCAUGCUCGCUGUUAACCUCCUCCUGCAUGCCUAGGACAGGCAUGUUCUGUGUAACACUUUGCCAUCAGUGCUUGUCUUAUUUUGUAACAAAUCAUUUUCUUUAAAUAUCUUCGGCACUAAAGUUUCAUCCCAGUAUCCAUGUAUGCUGCUAUAACAAUACCACUGCAACCAUCAUUACAUUCCAGAUUUUUGGCAUAACAACUGAUAAGAGACCGUAAUGUGUUUUCUUAAUUUGGGGAACUAAUACAUCUCAGCUCUAGCCUACAAUGCAAUCAAGAGAAACUCCUAGACCUGUGGUCCAUCUUCAGCCCUUCAGUAACCUGUUGUGAGCACUGAAAACCUGGAACACAACCAGAGGAUUCACCACUGCGAGCUAAUGACUGUUUUCAGAAGUCAACCACUUGCCAUUCAAAAGCUGCCUUAAACUAGAGUGCCUAAAAUCUGCUGUUUGCCAACACUACCACUUACAGUAUCCCACAAGGGCUUUGUGUCUCAGCUCUUUCCACAGUGCUGCAGCUGCUGAGGUAGCCACGGUAGGUGUUUUCUAGAGCUCUACUUUACUGGAUACAUGGUGCAUCGUGAAUUUUAUACAUUGAAAUGUGUAUCUCAUUACUUUUAUACAUUGAAAUGUGUAUCUCUUCAUUUGACUUUAAUAUUUUUUUAAAAGAUUUUUAUGGAAACUGUCUUUUAGUUUUUCACUAUGAAGUUCCAAGUUUAAUUACUGCAGUGCUAGUCCAUUUCCAGGUGAUGCUUCAUUGUAUGGACCAGUUGAAAUUUGAGUGAUACUUUGUUAAUGAUCUAUGUGCACUUUUACUUGUAAACAAUUGAAAUUUGGAUAUGUUUAUACGUGUAAAUAUAGUUGUCUGCAGUGCCCCUAUUGCUUAUGUUGUCUUGCCUCCCAUUUGUGGUUCUAUUAAUACAUACAUCAUAUCUGAUUGAUUAAGGUGAUAAGAAUUAGACUAGAGAUGUUGGGGGGAGGGAUACUUGUAUCAAAGAAAGCUUGUCAACCCAGCCACCUGCUGUUCAGCAGCAUAUUAUAAAAUAAUAAUUAAAACAUCCUCUUUUUCUGGCGUCUGAAGCAAUAUUUGGAUGCAGCAGUGCUGGAUUCUGUUUCAUUUCAGUGUUAUUAGAAACUGUACUACCAGUAAAACUGAAUUUGAGUGACUUGUGUAGAGGUUUAUUCCUUUUGUUAUGUAUACCACUAUUACACAGCUUGACCUAGUGUACUAUGGGGCCUAUUAAACUCUAAAGUUUAGAUUUUUGGAGCUUGUAUACAGGGUUAUUUAUAUAAUAAUGUGACAUUACUCAAUACUGACAAAACUACUUAGGUAGUUUUUUGGCUUUGGGGUUUUUUGGGGGUUUGUUGGGCUUGGGGUUGGGUUUUUUGUUUGUUUUUCUUUUUUUUUUAAAUCUAGUGCUUUUUUUAUUUUAAAGUUAGAGAAAAAUGCGAUGAUCCUUGUGGGUCCCUUCCAACUCAGAAUAUUCUGUGAUUCUGUAAUUCUGUGAAAAGGAGGAAAUGUGAUCUGUGUAUUUUCUGCUAAAGGGCCUGUGGUCUGCCUGGCUAACAGCCUUGCAGGUCAGUAAUAACGCUGCCUGGUAAAGGACUAAAUGCUCUCUUCACGCUACUGUUUGUUUUUCUAAAACCAGGAUUUGCUUCCUUUGGAGGCAGGUUGCUUUCAAGAUGGAUAGUGCAACUUGUAUGGGGGUUAUUAAACAUAGGAAAAAACAUUUGUACUUGCACAGCUAGUUAUCAAUCACUUAUUCUAAAAUUCUGAAUGUGAGUUGUCUUAAAGCAUCUGACAUUUUCCAGUAAUUUUUUAAUCCUUUUUUGUGCACAUGUUGAUUUCCUAAAUGUUAAAUGCUUUGUUUAAGAAUAGUGUUCUCUGUUGAGAAUAUUUUCAUGGAAUAAAAAAAUCUUUUCAUGGUCUAAGUAA